Molecule: messenger RNA, 2414 nt
Organism: Branchiostoma floridae (Florida lancelet)
Lineage: Eukaryota; Metazoa; Chordata; Leptocardii; Amphioxiformes; Branchiostomatidae
Product: galactosylceramide sulfotransferase-like
Exons: 3
Coding region: 558-1919 (453 amino acids)
Biological process (GO): glycolipid biosynthetic process
Cellular component (GO): membrane
Molecular function (GO): galactosylceramide sulfotransferase activity
Source: RefSeq, a predicted model, not a curated record
ACUAUCGCGAUCGUGUUUUCAGUAUCUUUUGUAAUACAAUUGCAAACCGGUCUUUUUAAGGUAUGUGUAACACGGUCACUUAAAUACUAAGAGGGGGUGCCGACUGCUCUGUAACAAGAAACAACGUCAGAGGCAUUAAUAGCGAGCUCAGUUAUCAAUGACACCCUAACAACUAAUCCAGAUAACUGCAAAUUACGAUGCCCCUCCCCCUGUAUUUCUUGUUUGGCAACUUUUGAAUCGCGGUGUGUUGGCGGCAGACAUGUUUCGGGGCUACCAUUGGGGUUUCGAAAAAAAGACUUCACAAGCGCUGGGUUCAUUGACAUCAUAUAGUUUUGACAGUUGGUGCUUCGCAUUCGAUCAUCGCUUAAAACACGUUUGUAUUCUCUACUUCUGUGCAAAUUCGAAACCACGGGAAGAUAGAACAACAGCAAUAGAACCUGCGACAUAACCCUACAACACCUUCGUAUAGCAAUGGCUGCCGUGAACACAUUAAACCCUCUCGACUCUGCGGUUUAAAGUUUUGACAUCUGACACCACGUCUUGGUAAUGACAGAGAAAUGAGGAGAUCGGGCUGGUAUGGCUUUUUGCGACUUUUUUACAGCAUCAAGGACAACCUUGCCGUCCUCACUUCGUUACGUCAUCUGUGGAGGACCAAUAGACCGUUGGUUGUCCUGUUGGGUGGGAUGGUCCUGCUGUUGGCCCUGUACACGUACCUGCUGUUGGUCAUAGAGGAGAAAUACGAAGAACGGCAGAAACUGUUGAUAGCGAUUCGAAAUUUGGCUGAUGACUCUUUUCGAAGCAAGCAGCCGACAAUGGAAGAACACAAGGAAGGAUUGAGUCAAACCAUUAAACGGCUUGAAUCUCCUACGCAGAGCCGAACCCAGGGACGACACAUUCCCGAAUGGCAGCCACCUACCUGUGAACCAAAGCAAAAUGUCGCCUUCGUAAAAGUUCACAAGGCAGGGUCCACUACAGUUCAGAGUGUCUUCCUUCGCUAUGGCUACUUCCACAACCUGACCGUAAUGCUACCCGGAGGUAGAAACCCUGCGUCUUUCUCAUGGGCCAACAACCCCUCCCCUGGGGACGCCUAUCCCGUGAGUGGUGGGGUGUACAACAUCCUCACCCAUCACGCCAGGUACCAUCCAGAAACCAUCCAGGCGAGGAUGCCUCCCGACACGGUCCGUGUCGCCAUCAUGAGACAUCUCCUCGACCAUCUGAAGUCCAUGUUCAAUUUCAUUCACCUGAAUACUAAAUACAAACUUUUAUCAAUAACCCCGAUUCAGACGUUUCUCGAAAACGUUACUGACUACGCAGAAAUCGACAGCAAAUUCUACGAAGGACGCUCGCCUACUAGAAAUUUCCAGUCCUUUGUGUUAGGCUUCGAUCAGAUGAAGGAUGUUGGUGAUGAGUCAACAGAACAGCAUUUUCGAGAGGUAACAACGGACGUGCCGUUUGUCAUGAUUCUUGAACAUCUGGAUGAAUCCCUUGUUGUCCUCAAGCGGACUCUGUGUUGGUCUCUAGCGGACAUUUUCUACGAUUGGACGGCGAGAAACUACCGAAAAUUCUACUACAAGUCAUCUAGUUUGAGCGACCUGGCAAUGGAGAACCAUCGCAAGUGGAGCUCCAUAGACUACGCGCUGUAUGAACACUACAACAGAACGUUAUGGGAGGAGGUCGCAAAGGGAGGGGAAGACUUCGCGUUGGAACUUGAACACUUUCGCACGAUGAACAGUAAUGUGAACGAACAUUGCAGGAUCGACCCUAAAGGUAGCAGGAGUUUUCCGGCAACAAAGUGGAGCAUGUCAUGGACGGUAGAUGCUAAAUUUUGUAAGCAACUGAGACAAGAGCGGUUUAUUUGGGACUGGAAACUGGCAAUGAGACAAAAUGAAAAGUUACGUAGGGAAAGACUCAGCCCAUAGCUAUAAUCGUUACAGAGAUUUAAGAUGUGCAGUUCGAAUUCAUUGGCAUGUUCCAUUUCUACCAAACUUAUAGAAGUUAAUUAUGGAAACAUAAUGCAAUGCUUAUUUGGUUGCCGGGAGCAGUAUAGGAAAAAUAUAAAGCAACAAAGUGUUUACUGUUGUGCCGACACGAUGAUUAUUGCACAGAAAUGCAGUAAAUUAUAUCAUACGAAAUGCUGAUCUUAAACUAGUAUUCCUGUUCAAAAUGAUUACAUCGGCCAUUUCUAGAUGACUCUAUAGAUCUUCGAAUCUGUUUAAGAUUUUCUUUGUAUCUAAAGCUUAAAUUAAGCUUCUUGCAUUCUCCAAUUCUCUGUUAUUGUUUUUACCUAGAAACAUAAAUUUGAAUACUACUUGUUUAUCUAUUUAUUUAUCUAUUUAUUAGGGCUACGGGAUAUAAGUUUUGAAAAGAAUCGAAUUAUCCAGUCUAUACAAUAAACUGCACCAUUAUGUUAUCAA